Messenger RNA from Trichoplax adhaerens, 1875 nucleotides. RefSeq lists its product as uncharacterized. Gene Ontology annotation, biological process: meiotic chromosome condensation; mitotic sister chromatid separation. Gene Ontology annotation, molecular function: chromatin binding. NCBI's taxonomy places the organism in Eukaryota, Metazoa, Placozoa, Uniplacotomia, Trichoplacea, Trichoplacidae. Gene Ontology annotation, cellular component: condensin complex; nucleus. The transcript is spliced from 19 exons. The record is from RefSeq and is a predicted model, not a curated record. Bases 1 to 1875 code for a protein of 624 amino acids.
AUGGAGGAUAAGGAUGGCCGUUAUGCCUAUUUAUUACAACCCAUUCGUGAUCUUGCUAAAAAUUGGGAAGUCGAUGUUGCCAAACAAUUGGAAGAGUACUUAGAUGAGCUUGAACAAAUUACCUUCACUUUUGAUGGAGGCACAACAUUUUUAAAUUUUGCCGAAGCUGCGCUAUUAAUUCAAGGUUCAGCGAGCGUAUACAGUAGGAAGAUCGAAUACUUGUACACUUUAGUCUAUCAAACGCUUGAUUUAAUAGCUGAAAAACAACGUCAGAAACAACCAGCAUCAGUUGAUGAUGAAGGAAAAGAUGUGGAUGUUACAUUUCAUAAGCUUAAUCAAGAAGAGCAGUUCAUUUCAUUAGAUGAUAUCAAAGAGGCUAACAACAUUGAUCUGAUAGAAGAAGAUUUCGAAAAUCGGACUUCAUCAUAUAUUUGUCUUCGAACACCUGUAUCAUUACUACCGACGGAUAAUCAUAAAAGACAAAGUGAUGUUCAAUUACUAAGUGGUAGAGGAGAAGUACUGGGAAAUCGUGGAGAUUUUAGAGUCAAUACAUCUGUGAUUCAUCAUUCUGGAGCUUUACUUAUUGAUACUAGCUUCCAGCCACGUGCCAACAGGAACGCCUUCACCUUAGCAAAUGAUGGUGGUCACAAUAAUAUCAUGCCAUUUACCACCCACAAUAAUGAGAGCUUCAUAUCUGGUGAGAAUGAAGAUAUACCCGAAAAUGAUGGUUUCAAUUCCGAUGACAAUACUUUUAACGGAGGAAUUAACGAUACACUCAGGGACGAUCUACACCCGGCAAUAGAACAAGAACCUAUCGUUGAAGAUAGUGCAUGGCAAGUUCUCGAUCCGCAUGACAAAGAUGCCAUUCCAGAAAGAGCAUUCAAAGCCAGCCGAAAUUGGCGCAUACCUAAAAAUAUUGCUAUAGAUACCCAGGCCAUUCGUAAGCGAAAGCGUGGACAAAUUAGUAUUACAAGCAAUCAACCUGGCAUAUCCAUUAUAGAGUUCUGUAGCAGGGCUGCUUGUACUAGGCAAAACCAAAAACUACUGAAGCAUGCGAUGAAUGUUAUAUGUGAAGAUUUGGAAUAUAUAAGUUACGAGUUUGCAGAAAAUCAGCAUAUCUUGAGUAGAGAAAUUAACAAAUUAUUCAAAUUUAUGACCUCAAACGGGCAAGAUAGCGAUGAUCAUGAUAAACAUGAUGAUCAGGAGAAUAAUAUUGACGGUGGUUAUGAUGAUGAUUAUAGCGAUCAGGAUGAUUUCGGAAUAGAAAAUAAUUACAACCCUGAUCAAGAAAUAGUUAAUAAUGAACAUAACAUGAGCAUUGAUCCAAUUGCAAUAGAAGAGCAGAACCUUGAAAAUCAAAUACCGCAAACUUACGAAGAGCUUGUAAAGGAGCACUUGAACGUAUAUGCCAAGGUAACACGCCAGUAUAUAGAGGAUUCUGCGUUAAGAUCUCGCGUUAACGAAUGGCAAGACAGAAUUAAGCCUGCUCUUGAAAAUGAAGAAAAACAUCCUCCAUUUGAUAUCCAUACGUAUGGUCAAUCGGUGUUGGACUCUCUAAAAGAGAAAAACGACGAUGCAGUGUCCUUCGAAGACGUUGUUAGCCAAAAGGUACUGACGAGAAAUACUUACGUAGCAUUAUAUGAAUAUUAUAGCUUUUAUUUUAGACAGGAACCAUAUGAGAUCUGUAGGUUAUUUGCUGCCACUUUACAGCUGGCUAAUAAUGGGAAUAUAGAAAUAAGUCAUGGUGGUAAAAACGAAAAAGCACCAGUUAAUACAAUGACCGUUAAGAUGCUUUCCACCCGUUUGCCCCAUGAGGCACUCAUGCAUUACAAGGCGCCUUCUUUGGAUGAUACAGCACAAAGUCGUUUAAACUAA